UUCCUCAACAGUGUCUUGAUGUCAUAUUAAUGUGAUAUGUCCUCUUGUUUUAGUUAGCUCAAGGCUCUCUUGCAUGGACAUUCUAACUCUGCACAUGCUUUGGGUUGCAUGGCUGCUGUUAAAUCAAUCCAAUGGUUUAAAGAUCCUUGUUCCAAUAUGUUGUUCCUGUUCAUGCGGAAGUUGCCCAGAGGAAAAAGAGAAAUUGGUCAGAACUUGAGGAACCACACUUCGAUGAAUAUCUUAGUUUCAAUAUUCUAUUAUUUAAACCUGGUGUUUUGAUGGCUUUUACCAAGUUAUUAGUGUGUGUUUCUGUUCUAUCAUAGGUGAGGGUGGUCUUAUGGAUGUGGAUCAUGAGGACAUUAUGCUUAUUAUGCCUCCACUUUUUGCUCUGAAGCAUAUGCCAGAAAAUUUAGUGUAAAUAACCUCACUACUAUACAAGUAAAUAACAGGUGUUGCAGGAGAGAGCUGUGAGCACAUCACGGCAUGGACGAGCUACAUUCUCUGCCUAACUUUUUCAGAUAGCAUUCGGCGGAAUUUGAUGGAGUUUCUGCAGCACAAGAAUCAAAGGAGAUAGUGGCGAGAAGCGACGCGCACGCGUGCCUGACGCCUGCGCGUGAUCUGGAAGUAUCCACGGCGACGCGUACACAUGACCAAGGCGUCCGCGUGACUUGCGAAGAAGACCAGCAACGCGUACGCGUCAUGCGCCACGUGCAGAAAAACACUGGGGACAAUUUUUGGGCUGUUUUGACCUAAUUUCCAGCCCAGAAAAUACAGAUUAGAAGCUGCAGAAUGGACAAAACAAGUGGUUCCCACCCAUCAGCUGAAGACUUGUUAAUUAAUUCAAAUUUAAAUUCAAAUCUUAUUUUUAGGAAAAGAUAUUUUUUUAAUUUUUAGUUUUAGAUCUUAGAUUUUAAAUUAAUUAGGAUUAGUUAUAAAAAGGGGGUUCCAUUAGGAGUUUCCAUUAAGGGGGACCAGAAUCCUAGUUUUCUUCUCUGAACCAUGAGCAACUAAUCCUUCAUUGUUAAGGUUAGGAGCUCUGUCUAUUUGUAUGGAUUGAUUCGUUUGAUCUUUCUAAUUUAAUCCAUGUUUUGAUUUAUAUCUCAAUAAUUGUUUUCGUUCUUUAUUUUAUGAAUUUGGGUGAAACGAAAGUAUGACCCAUGUUCUAAUUGAGUUCUUGUAAAACUUGGAAAAGCUCUUUACUUAAACAACAGCUUGAAAACAUAUUAUCCUGAAUUUUUAAUUAUUUGUAUUUAACGGGAUACGUGACAUAUAAUCCCCUUAUUUUUGGAUAAUUAGGAUUCUUGUGGCAUAUAAACUGGAAUUUGAUCAUCACCUUCUAAUUGGAAUUAAUUGACCAAGGAAUUGGCAGUUAAUGAAUUUUAGAGGAGACUAGGAAGGUCUAAGGAAUUAGGGUCUAGCCACAUAUAGUUUGCCAUAAAUUAAAUUCUACAUGAUUAAAAUAGUUAGUAAAAAAAGUUAAUCUGGAAAAAUAGAUAACUCUGAAGCCUUAACAGUUUUCUCCAUAUUUUAUUCCCAACUUAUUUAUUUGUCUAUCCUUUUUAUAUUCUGAGUUUGAAUUUAAACCUUUUGAAUAUCUCAAAACCCUUUUCUGCUUGCCUAACUAAGCCAAUCAAUCAAUCAUUGUUGCUUGAUCCAUCAAUCCUCGUGGGAUCGACCCUUACUCACGUAAGGUAUUACUUGGUACGACCCGGUGCACUUGCCGGUUUGUUGUGGGUUGUAAAAUACUGCACCAAGUUUUUGGCGCCGUUACCGGGGAUUGACUGUGAUUAACAACUAUCAGUUGUUUGAUUGCUUAGAUUAGGCGUUUUAUUUUAAAUUUUAUUAAAAUCUAUUUUUAAAAAAAUUGUUUUGUCUUCUUUGCUUUUCUGUUUACCACAUGGUGCGUUUAAUUCUUUUUGGUGUUUUGUGCUAACGAAAAAUAAUGGAGAGAGAUCACAUGGGUUACUACUCACACCCGAGUAGUGAUUCAUAUUAUGGUGGAUGGAGGAACUACCCAAAUUUUGGUUGGCAAAGUCAAAACCAAAGAAACUUCAAUGCUCCAUGUUCCAUCUACCAAGAACUAUCAUCUUUCUACCCAUAUCAAGAGCCACCAUCAGAUAUUGAAGCUCCUCAGAAGAAGGGUGUUAUGGAAGUAGAAACUCUUAAUGUUAUUCUUGCUCAGAAUAAGCUUAUGUCUCAGCAAUUAAAUCUACUUACUCAACAAAUAGGUAGCAUGCAAGUUUCAGCUAUCAACACCCAAAAUCCUCUUCACGAGGUCAAUUACAUGGGGAGUGCUCCUAGAAAUCCCAAUAAUGAUCCCUAUUCUAAGACCUACAAUCAGAGAUGGAGAAAUCACCCAAAUUUUGGAUGGAGAGAGCAACCUCAGAGGCCACAAAAUUUUAAUCAUAGUUCUCAGGGUGGCUUUCAACAGAAUAAUUUUAACAACCCCCAGUUUCAGUCAUCUCAACAAGCAACUUCUCAGCCCCAACAGAAUGAUGAUUUGGAAGAAAUCUUGGCAAGUUUUAGACAGGAAACCAGAGCAUCAAUCAAUAACUUGGAGAUUUAGAUGGGUCAAUUAGCCACAAAAGUUAAUGAAAUUGAUCAGAGCACUACUAAUAGCCUUCCUGGUAACGCAAUUCCAAACCCAAGAGAGGAAGGCAAGGCUAUCACCUUGAUAAGUGGACAAGUGACAAGUAUGGAAGCACAAGUUAAUGAGGAGCCAGUUGAAAAAGAUUGCAAGGUUAUUCAACUGAGAAGUGGUAAAGUAGCUGGCUCUGAGAUCAAGGUCAAUGAAGAGUUAGUUGAAAAAGAAAGCUACCAAGAGGAAGAUAUUGAAAUAAAGGAAGCUUGCAAAGAGGUGGAAGAAUUCAAAGAAGAACACAAGGGAGUGGAGCUUGCAAGACCGCCAUCACCAUCCAAUACAACAUUCAAGUGGGUAAAAUUUCUAUCCUUAAUCCUUACUUUCCCACUUGAAUAUGGGCUACUAGAGACGGAUGGUCAACUUAGAGCUCUUUGUGGCAUUAAGAGUAAGAGGAAGAGGGUUAGUGGCAAGAGAUGUCAAGCAAGGUUCAAUAUGGUUGCAUGCUCCAAAUUGAAGGGCAAGGAUUGGUGUAGAGCUCACUUGAAUGGGUCUAGAAGGUUGUUUAGAUGUCUCUGUGAGGAUUCAGAUUGCUUGCCACCCGGUGGGAACAAUGGUGAUCCACAAGAAGACAGAUGUAAAAGCAAGGUUUGGGACCCUGGAAUUCAUUGUCACAAUCAACACUCUUGGGGCCUUGUCACUUGCUUCAACUUGCUCGAAGGCGUUAGGCGCCUAGUUUGGGAUCCCGAUAGCCAUUGGAAUUACAAACAUUGGUGGAGAUUCCUGGAUCAGUACAAGCACAAGCCACCAUGACAAGGACCUCACCACAUGUCCAACUUAAGGACUUUAACUAAAAGUGCUUGGUGGGAGACAACCCACCGUGGUAUGAUCAUUCCUUUUCAUUCUUAGUUAUUUUUUCGUAGUAGUAGUUUUCUCACUUAUUUGAUUUUUGUCAAGUUCUUACUAAUUUUUUGAUCAUGCAGCUAUUUUAGAACAGGAACCGGAUAUAAAAAAAAAAAGAAGAAAGAGCACACGACGCGCAAGGGUCGUUGAUGCGUACACGUCAGAUGGAUGUGUGUGAAAAAUAAAUUUGACAGAGAGUUGCGCAGGAGUGGCGCCAGAAUGGAGCCUUUCGCACAAACGAUCCCACGCAUUCGCGUCGUUUGUGAUUUUCGCCAUUCACGCGGGCGCGUCACCGACGCGAACGCGUGACCUGCAAAUUCGACGUAAAAGAGUAUUUGGGCAGAGAGUUGUGCUAGCUUGGGGCAAGAAGUAUGCUAAAAGCACAAAAUUGGUCAUGCGGACGCGUGACUGACGCGUUCGCGUAAGUUGCACAUAUGGCCAUCCACGCGAGCGCAUGUAUGACGCGAACGCGUCGUAUGAAAAAUUGGCUCCCAAGCCAUGCGAACAGAAAGUCGCGUGGGCGCGCGGCUGGCUUUGCGCGAAUUGCACAAAUUCAAAGCACGCGGACGCGUACCUGACGCUAAUACGUCAUUAUGAAGAAUGCGCGACAUAAGCGAUCGCGUGCCGUACGCGAACGCGUCGCUUACGCCACUCAAUUUUCUUUCUCUCUCUCUCCCAAUCCUUAUUCUCUCUUAUUCUUUUAUCCUCUUCUUUUUCUUUCUUCAUAAUAAUUUACCUCUUUCUGUUUUCAGUUCUUCUUUGCUUGAGGACAAGCAAAACUUUAAGUUUGGUGUUGACACUUCGCUUAGAAGUUUUCCAUUUAUUCCUAUGGCACCAAAAGGGAGGCGAAUCAUCUCUGAGGAGCACAACCUGAAGAUUAAAGCGACCGCUAGGAUAACUAAGGUGGUUGAGUUCCUUUCACUUUUUAUUCCUCCCUCUUUUUCUAUGUUAUGUUCCGGCUUUCUGCUAUUUUACUUUGUUUGUUGCAUGAUCCUUUAUUAGUUAGAAUCUUAGGACUAGUUUAAUUUUCUUUUUUUAUGCUGAAAAGAUGUUUCAUGUACCACUCACUGAACUUGAAUCCAAAAAGAAAAGAAAAAGAA
Messenger RNA from Arachis duranensis, 4581 nucleotides. RefSeq lists its product as uncharacterized. NCBI's taxonomy places the organism in Eukaryota, Viridiplantae, Streptophyta, Magnoliopsida, Fabales, Fabaceae. The coding region runs from base 2567 to 3391 and encodes 274 amino acids. The record is from RefSeq and is a predicted model, not a curated record. The transcript is spliced from 3 exons.